AUGGCUCUGCGCUCUUGCUGUCGACAGCUGGCUGCACAGGUAGCUCGUUUAAAGCACAGUGUUAACGACUGUACGAGAAAUAUAUGCGGUUCUAGUUUAUCUUUUGCAAGAAUCAAAUCGCUGCAUGCGCCGGCUGGUGUGUUCGUGCGGUCGAGCCGCUGGCGCAGAAGGUCACGGCAUCUGUGUGUCAGUGAGAAGCGUCACUCAGGCACUGCGGGGGUCAGCAGCUGGACUCUUGCGUGGGGUGUCAUGGCCUUUUCGCUUUUUGGAAGCUCUGAUGAGAGGACUGAAGAACAAAAACUUGAGGACGAACUUAUUCUGCUCUUGAAGAAAGCCAAGUACAGCAUGAUGAUUGGAGAACUGGAUGCUGCCAGUGGUUUCUUACACAAAACUGUUCGACCGGCACAUCAGAUGCACAAUAAUGAUGCCAUAAUUUACACACACAGCCUGAUGGCGAAUCUUGCCUUUGUCCAAGGUCAGCUGGAUAAUGCUGAGAAGCUGUUCAAAGCAGCCAUGAGUUUUAUGCUGUCAGGAGGAACACCACAGGAUGACAAUGCAGUGAUUGAGAUGUCGCUGAAGCUGGCCAGCAUAUAUGCCACUCAAAACAAGAACAAAUUGGCAGAGCAUGGCUUCCAGUUCUGCACAGAGUCCUUAGAGGCCAAGAUUGAGAAACAAAAGGAGUUUCCUCCAGAAAGCCUGUCAGAUGAGGAGCGCAAAGACACCAAGUUGCUGCUCGGUCUUAGUCUGGAUGCAAGGGCGCGUUAUUUGGCAGCUAAUCAUCGUUUCACAGGUGCCUGCAGAGAUUAUCAGCAAGCGCUACAGAUCUGCCAGGAGGAGCAGGGAGAGUCCCAUCCACAGUCCCUGGUUCUGAUGAGUGACCUGGCGACCGUGUUAGACCUGCAAGGGAAGCAUGAUGAGGCUCUGGCUCAUGUGAAGAAGGCCGUUGAGCUUGGACAGGCAGCGGGUCACCCUGAUCAACAUGAGCUGCUUGGGAAUAUGGCGGGAAUUCUGAUGCACAAAGGGGAGUUUGAGGAGUCUGGUACACUGUACCAAAAAGCUCUGGCUCUAGCACAUGCAGCAGGAGAUGGAGAGGCCAUAGAGCAGCUUCAGGAGGGGCUGAAAGAGCUGGCUAGCAGGAGAGAUGGGCAAACGGACAGCAAACCUAAGGAACAGGAACUUAAGGAAUGAUCCAAAUGAUGCCUGU
Molecule: messenger RNA, 1204 nt
Organism: Sinocyclocheilus rhinocerous
Lineage: Eukaryota; Metazoa; Chordata; Actinopteri; Cypriniformes; Cyprinidae
Product: tetratricopeptide repeat protein 19, mitochondrial-like
Exons: 10
Biological process (GO): mitochondrial respiratory chain complex III assembly
Cellular component (GO): mitochondrial inner membrane
Molecular function (GO): protein binding
Source: RefSeq, a predicted model, not a curated record